AUGACCUCUGGUUGUCGCCACAAUCGAUGUGUCAACGAUGAUUCGUCUCGACGUUUCGGCAUAAACUUCUGGCCAGAAAUGCGGAACUUGUGUCCACCAAAGGCGGGGCGUUUUCGAUCGCAGGACAUCCAAAUUGGACGGAAUAACACGCAUGAUUCCGUGUUUCUUCAGAAGAUUCCCAGCGUCAACAACGAGAUCCCACAGACACUCUGUGUCAUUCCAGAUCGAUAA
Molecule: messenger RNA, 231 nt
Organism: Mesocestoides corti
Lineage: Eukaryota; Metazoa; Platyhelminthes; Cestoda; Cyclophyllidea; Mesocestoididae
Source: the annotation of a GenBank genome assembly